AGUUGCACCAAUCGCAGAGCUGGCCGGGCGGAAAAGGAAAGAGAUGUGGGGACGCUAAGAAAUAUGGCGUUCUCCUCGGAAUGUCUGACAGAACCGGUGUUGCAACACCGGAACACGGGUUGGUGAUGCCUGGUGGAAAAUCUUCUUGAAGAUCUGGAUACUAUAUUUGACUGAAAAACUUUUUUAUAGGCAGUAGCCAUGGAAGAAGAUGUAAAGUUGGAAAGUGCCAACGAUGACCCCAAGCCAGGAGCUAAAUUAGACCGAAAUAUUUCUGUCAGCGAGUUUUCCUGCAAUUGCUGUUAUGAUAUAUUGGUGAACCCUACCACUUUGAACUGCGGGCACAGUUUUUGUAGGCACUGUUUGGCCCUGUGGUGGGUUUCAUCAAAGAAGACUGAAUGUCCUGAGUGUCGCAACAAAUGGGAGGGAUUUCCUAAAGUUAACAUUUUGCUAAGAGAUGUAAUAGAAAAACUAUUUCCUGAUGCCAUCAAGGAGAAAUAUGAAGACCUUGAGCAGAACAGUGAAAUUGGCCGAGCCUUGGAGGCCUUCAAUAAAUUUGGAGAUGAACAGAACCAAACGUCUUCCAGAUCAGGACGAACUAAUUUGAACAGAGGAGGAGGAGGAUUCUUUUCAGGGGUGUUGACUGCUUUAACAGGGGUGGCAGUUGUGUUGCUAGUGUAUCACUGGAGCAGUCGAGAGUCUGAACACGACCUCUUGGUUCACAAGCCAGUUUCUAAAUGGACGCCUGAGGAAGUAGUGCUUUGGCUUGAGCAGUUGGGUCCGUGGGCUUCACAUUAUAAAGAACGCUUUUUGUCAGGAAGGGUGAAUGGAAGGCUCCUGCUCACAAUUGCAGAAGAUGAGUUCGCAAAAGAGCCAUACAGCAUAGAGAGUAACAGUCAUAGAAAAGCCAUUAUCAUGGAGCUGGACAGAGUCAAAACCCUGGGAGUCAAACCACCUCAGAAUUUGUGGGAAUAUAAGGCUGUCAACCCUGGAAAAUCACUUUUUUUGUUAUAUGCACUCAAGAGCUCCCCGCGACUCAGCAUGUUAUACAUGUAUUUGUUUGAUUACACAGAUACUUUUUUACCUUUCAUCCAUACAACAUGUCCUCUUAAGGAGGAGAAUGAAGAUGACCUCAUCACGAAGUUUAUAGUUUCUUUAGCAUUAAGUGCAUUGCGUGGCAACUCCAGACAGCGGGAUCUCCAAGAUCCAACGUGGACUCAGUGGCGGGAAUUUCUUGUUAAGUACCUAUUUCUUCCAUAUCAACUUCUUGCUGAGUUUGCUUGGGACUGGCUCGAAGUUCAUUAUUGGACCUCUCGGUUUAUAAUCGUCAAUGCCAUGUUGCUUUCAGUGCUGGAAUUAUUCUCUUUCUGGAGGCUGUGGUCAACAAGCCAACUGAGGUCUUUUCCUCGCCUCAUGUGGGGUCAUUUUUGGAAGAUGUCAACGCAGGGGCUUUUUGUUGCAAUAUUUUGGCCUUUAAUUCCACAAUUUGUUUGCAAUUGUCUGUUCUACUGGGCCCUGUACUUUAACCCAAUCAUCAACAUCGACCUUGUAGUAAAAAAAAUCCGCAGGCUGGAAACGCAAGUAAUGUGAAGGUACUCCUGGCCAGGGUUGUGAGUCACAACACUGAACUAAAAGAAAAAAUUCCUCCGCUUAAUAAAGUCACUGUGUGAUUGGAGAUGUAAUUUCUUUUCAAGGACUUGAGAGAUUGAGGCACUAUCGAGGUCUACACGUUUUCUUUAACUCCCCUUUUUUUUUUUUUUUUUUCCUUUUUUCUUUUUUUUUUAAGAGAAUGGUAGUUGAAAAAUGUGUGAUUUUGCAGCUGAAUUUGAUGUUUGUGAUUUUAUUCAGCACCACUGAAUUAAAGGAUCGUUCGCUAUAAGACUCGUGGAAAUCAAACCCAAGCAAUAAAGGUGGAAAACACCUGUCUGAAUGCUCUAUACCCAUUGAUAUAUUUGCAGUGAUUUAAUGAAAUACAGGGUGUUCUAUAAGAGUGAAGGGCAUGAAAAGUGGAGGUGCUGUCUAUAGUAACCAGCUGGAUCUCGCCUGUCAUUUUUGCAGUUGCAAUAAGGAACUGACAUCUAACUAUUGUGUGCAACAUACGUUUUAUAUUUUUAUCCUCCCAUAAUUUGUGUGGUUUUUCCCAUUUUUUCUAUAGUUAGAUUCUUGCUAACUUGAGAAUUUUUAAUGUAAGUACACUUUAUUUUGCAUAAUUCAUUGACCUACUAUCAAAAAUCAUAUUUUUCUGGUUAAUGUAGCAAUUGGAUCACACAGGUAAACAAUUAACUGGGCCAUUGCUUUUAAAUUGUUUUUUUUUUUUUUUUUUUUUAAUAUAAUUUAUCCUAUAUAUUGUUUACAUUUUAAGCUGCCAAAUUUAAAUUGCAUAACUGUCCCAUUGUUGGAAGUUUUAUCACUUAAUCGGAAAAUUGAAAAGUUACUUUGACAUACAUAAAAAAAAAUAGAGAGCAAGCGGAUACAUUUUUUAAUUCUAAAUAUUACUAGCUUUAGUUAGCUUGUUUAAUGUGUUACUGGCCAGAUCACCAGAU
Molecule: messenger RNA, 2540 nt
Organism: Rana temporaria (common frog)
Lineage: Eukaryota; Metazoa; Chordata; Amphibia; Anura; Ranidae
Gene: BFAR
Product: bifunctional apoptosis regulator
Exons: 9
Coding region: 199-1587 (462 amino acids)
Biological process (GO): proteasome-mediated ubiquitin-dependent protein catabolic process
Cellular component (GO): nucleus
Molecular function (GO): ubiquitin protein ligase activity; protein binding
Source: RefSeq, a predicted model, not a curated record